GGCCCGCGGUGUCGGGGGGCACUGGGAGGCGCACCGGGGACCAGUCUAUGCCGUUCCCCGCCGAGCCUGGGGCGUGAGGGCAGCACUGGUGACAGGCAGGGCCUGGGAUCUUCUCCAGAGCCCAACAAAAGCAGUAGUUGGAAUUGGAUGAUCUUUAAGGUCCCUUCCAACUCAACCGUUCUUUGGCUGGAGAGCUGCCUAGAGAAGGACCUGGGGGUGUUGGUUGACAGCCACCAUGAGCCAGCAGUGUGCAUGAGUGGCCAAGAAGGCCAAUGGCAUCUUGGCUUGUGUCAGAAAUGGCGUGGACAGCAGGUCCAGGGAGGUGAUUCUGCCCCUAUACUCGGCACUGGUUUAGCUGUGAGCGCCCGCCCCAGCAAUGGACAGCGAAGUGCAAAGGGAUGGCAGAAUCCUGGAUCUAAUUGACGAUGCAUGGAGAGAAGAUAAACUGCCUUACGAGGAUGUGGCCAUCCCGCUGAAUGAGCUUCCUGAACCAGAGCAAGACAAUGGUGGCACAACCGAGUCUGUGAAAGAGCAAGAAAUGAAGUGGACAGAUUUGGCGCUCCAGUAUCUCCAUGAAAACGUUCCACCUUCAGGAAGCUAGUGAAUCAGUGAGAUUUCAUGCAGCGGAUGCAUGAAUGCAAUAUAAAAAGUGUUCUUCAGCUGACUAUUGCUGUCAUAAGCUUUGCCGAAGAGGAAACAUUUCUGGAAAAGGCUGGGAUUCAGCCAGUGGUUCUGAUUACCGUGACCACACACAGUUUAAAAUGAGUGUGAAAUAACAAUUACUAUCUGACACCCCAGAGUUGGUAUCAGAAUGUUUCUCUUAUGUCAGAUUAUUUCAUAUAUUUUGUUAAAUUAUUCUUCAAUUAAAUUGUUCUUAAGUGCCAGUUAUGAUAUUACAUGUUUUCUACAUGUGAUAAAAGAAUUAGUUUUUACUGUC
This is a messenger RNA of Cuculus canorus (common cuckoo), 937 nucleotides long. RefSeq names its product anaphase promoting complex subunit 13 (gene ANAPC13). The coding region runs from base 377 to 601 and encodes 74 amino acids. NCBI's taxonomy places the organism in Eukaryota, Metazoa, Chordata, Aves, Cuculiformes, Cuculidae. The record is from RefSeq and is a predicted model, not a curated record. Gene Ontology annotation, cellular component: anaphase-promoting complex. The transcript has 3 exons. Gene Ontology annotation, biological process: protein K11-linked ubiquitination.